AUGAGUGAUAAGAAGUCGUUCUACAACAAACCCGUGUCAGACACCUCGUUCCGCAAGACCUGGGACCGCGAAGCCUACACCGAAAAGGCUGCAGCAGACGAAGCCAAGUCCAAGGAAGAAGCCAAAGCACGCUACGAGGCCAAACUACAGGGCAAAAAAUACCAUGCUCCCGUCGACUUUAGCUCUCUCGAGGCCACUACCUCCCGCGCAAACCGGCUUGAUGUCGCCAGCUUGGUGGGAAAGACAACACUGGUACCCGCCGGUGCGGCGGUAGGGAAACGAGGUCGUGGUGCAGGAUUCUAUUGUUCAGACUGCGACUUGACGUUUAAGGACAAUAUACAGCUUGUCGAGCAUUUAAAUAGCAAACAGCAUUUGUAUGCAACGGGUCAAAGUGGAGAAGUUGUGAGAGCCGGAGUUGUGGAGGUCAGAACUCGUUUAAGGUGGUUGGCACAUAAGAAGAGGGUGCAGGAGGAGGAAGAUCGGAAAGCAGGACAGCUAGAUCUUGACCUGAGGAUCAAGACGAGGGAAGAAGAGGAGGCGAAGGAACGGGAAGAGAAGAGAAGGAAGAGGAACGAGAAGCGGAGAAAAUCUGGCAAGGACGGUGUCAAGCAGGAAGAUGCUUGGGAGGGCCGACUUGGUAUCAUAUCUUGA
This is a messenger RNA of Nannizzia gypsea CBS 118893, 651 nucleotides long. RefSeq lists its product as hypothetical. Gene Ontology annotation, biological process: mRNA splicing, via spliceosome. The record is from RefSeq and is a predicted model, not a curated record. Gene Ontology annotation, cellular component: U4/U6 x U5 tri-snRNP complex; spliceosomal complex. Lineage: Eukaryota; Fungi; Ascomycota; Eurotiomycetes; Onygenales; Arthrodermataceae. Gene Ontology annotation, molecular function: nucleic acid binding; zinc ion binding. The coding region runs from base 1 to 651 and encodes 216 amino acids. The transcript has a single exon.